AUGUCAAGUGCCGAAAAGAACCCACACGUCUUGCUGACGGGCGCCAAUGGCUUCGUGGCCUCUCACGUCCUGGCGAUCCUGCUGAAUCGUGGAUACGCCGUGACUGCAACGGUGCGCUCCCAAGAAAAAGCGGACGAUAUCAUCAAAACACAUCCAUCUUGGAAAAACAAAGUGAAUUUUGCAAUCGUCGCUGAUUUCACGUCAGCAAAACCUUUCCACCAUCUCUUCAAGAGCCCAAAGACGCCUUUUAACUAUGUGAUCCACACGGCAUCUCCUUUGAAGUUCGAGGUGUCUGAUAUCCAAAAAGAGAUGAUCGAGCCUGCGGAAAAGGGAACCACCGAGAUCUUAAAGGCUGCGCACCAGCAUGGUGGUACCGCGUUAAAGCGUUUCGUUCUCUUGGGAAGUGCCGUAUCCGUGCUUAACUCCUUCGAAGACAUGUCCAAGGAAGGCAAGCCGUACACGGAGGAGGAUUGGAACCCGGUGACGGCUGAGCAAGCCAUUGACAGAAAUGAUCCCGUCUUGGGAUACAACGUGUCCAAGACAAGAGCCGAGGCUGCUGCAUGGAAUUUCAUGAAGCAGAGUACUACCUCCUUUGACCUGGCCGUAAUCAAUCCGGACAUCAUCACCGGUCCAAUGAUUCACCCGAUCUCAGGCCCUGAAUCUAUUAAUCAGACCAAUCAUUUUGCCAUAGCGAGCUUUAUUGAUGGAACUCACAAGGAGAUUGAAGGUGUAACCUUCCCUUUCUACCACUUUGUGGAUGUUCGAGACGUGGCCCGGAGCCUUGUAGAUGCGCUGGAAAACCCCUCGGCGGCAAACCAUCGGAUUCUCCUCAUUUCAGGUCUCAUAUCACCCCAACUAGUAGCCAACGCCAUCCGCAAGAACUUCCCUGCUCUUGCCAGCCGCGUCCCCAAGGGCAAUCCCCCCCAGAUCUUACCUCCUGGAGUUCAUCCCACGGGAUGGGAUAUGCGCGAGAGUCUGAGAAUCCUCGCCGACGGUACCAAGGAGGGUAAGUGGGAGUACAUUGACCUGGAAACCAGUGUCGUUGAUACUGUUGAGUCGAUGAUAAAGAAUUCUGUCAUUUAG
Molecule: messenger RNA, 1083 nt
Organism: Penicillium cinerascens
Lineage: Eukaryota; Fungi; Ascomycota; Eurotiomycetes; Eurotiales; Aspergillaceae
Product: NAD dependent epimerase/dehydratase
Exons: 5
Coding region: 1-1083 (360 amino acids)
Molecular function (GO): oxidoreductase activity, acting on the CH-OH group of donors, NAD or NADP as acceptor
Source: RefSeq, a predicted model, not a curated record